AUGGUGACUCCCGUGCAAACGUGGGGUGCUCUAGGAAACAUGGUGCCUGAGCAGAAGGAGUUCGGAGCAGAGACAAAUGCCUACCUGGAGUCAUAUGAGGUCUAUGAUCUCUUCGCUCAUCUCCUUCGCCAGGUUCUGGUGGAGAGGCCAGAGAACCCUAUCAAGUUUCUGCAGGAGUGUCUCAAAGAGCAGUCAAAGCUUUGCGUUUGCGUGAUGGGGCCACCGGGAGUGAAUCGGUCCAAAUACUGCCAGCAGCUGGCGACAGACUUCAAAGUCAAGCACAUUCAUGUUGGCAAGCUCUUAAGGGGCAAGAAGGAGCUGAAAAACGUCAUCGAUUCUGGGGAGCUGGUUGGUGACGACAUAGUUGUGGACGUCGUGAAGGAAGAGCUUAGAAAAGCCAAGCAUACUGGCUGGGUCCUGGAUGGCUUCCCUCGGACGAAGGUGCAGGCCCAAUCCCUGGCGGCUGCCAGCAAGGAGUUGGGAACCAGCUUGGACAGCGUGUUGCUGCUGGACAGCAGCGAGGACCUUGCUAGGCACAACUUCGCAGCCAAGGUGGAUGCUGCUGACCCGGCGGUGAAGCGAGAAGUGGCCGAGAUGCGCCUGCAGCAGUACAAGCGUCAUGUGCUUACCAUCAGCGAGUUCUUCCAGAACUCCGUGCGCCGUGUUGAGAUCCAUGGAGGAGAGGACGAGCAGAAGACCAUCUACAGCACAAUCUGCAGCAAUGUACAAUACAGAGCGUAUUCUAAUGCACCUCUUCGGAUGCAGCGGGUGUGCAUUCUGGGGCCAUGUGGCUCGGGAAGGACUACACAGUGCCAGCUACUGGCAAAGAGACUUGGCGUGGUCCAUGUAGACUUGGCGACGCUCCUCCGCGAGAAACAGGAGGCUGAGGGCCAAGAGGUGGACGAAGUGCCACCGGAAUACCUCAGCGACGAAGAAGCAUGUGCUUUGAUCGGAGCGCGCCUGCGCAAAACUGAUUGUGUUCGGAAGGGCUGGGUCUUGGAUGGGUUUCCAAAGACACAGGCACAAGCUGAGUUCCUCAGGCAGGCUCACUUGUGGCCAUCUCGCAUCAUUCAGCUCCAGGUUGCGGAUGCAGUGGUGGAAACACGAGUGUCUUCGCGGCGUCUAGAUCCAGUGACGGGCACCGCGCAUUAUUCGAACCCCAACAGUGUUGCUGUCCGGCAACGGUUAAUCCGUUGCAAGCAUGACGAGGGAGAGAAGGUAAAGGAGCGAGUCAACAUGUUCUUGGACAAUGUGUCCUUGGUGUCAGAUUCCUGGAAGCGAGUCUUCACCACGGUUCUUGCGGACGGCCAGCCGGAGGAUGUCGCCGCAGGCGUCUAUGAGAAAGUGGCAAAUCCGCUUCCUUCCGAGCUUGCGCAGGACCCAAACAGCGGUCUUUGA
Messenger RNA from Symbiodinium sp. CCMP2456, 1398 nucleotides. NCBI's taxonomy places the organism in Eukaryota, Dinophyceae, Suessiales, Symbiodiniaceae. The record is from the annotation of a GenBank genome assembly.